This is a messenger RNA of Theobroma cacao (cacao), 3309 nucleotides long. The record is from RefSeq and is a predicted model, not a curated record. NCBI's taxonomy places the organism in Eukaryota, Viridiplantae, Streptophyta, Magnoliopsida, Malvales, Malvaceae.
AAUUUGACUCGGUCUUUCGCUCGUUGCCACUGCGAAAUCAAUUAACUAAAAAAAAAAAAAAAAUCACAACAAACCUCAGGAAAAAAGAAAAAAAUCAACUCCUUUUCGACUGUUUACCCUCGACCUCAAUCUUCCAAAACCCUAAAAUUUUUCCCAAGCGAAUUCUCGUUUCUUUUUCCUCCCGAUUCGUUAUUCAUGGUUAUCCCCAAAUUCUCCUACCAUUGACUCCUUAUCGUUUCCACCCUCAAAUUUUCAAGCAUCCAUGGACCAUCAAGAGCAUGAUCUGUCGCCAAUUCUGGUCCCGAAAACCUCGAAUUCGUACAAUCUUAUGAACAAUUCCUCAGUAUGGCUCGAAAUCCGUCUCAUUUACGUUCGAAUCGCACCGUGCGUGAUUGACAGCGUCCCCGACCAUCUCACCCUCUGCCACCUCCGCCGCGAAAUCGGUGUAUCCCUCGAAAUCAACGGCUGUCGUGUCCCUGCCUCUGAUUCCGCUUCCCUUACCCUCCGCCGCGACCGUCUCAACAGAGAAUCGUCCGAGGUCACUUAUUUAAACACCGACAGCGUUCGCAUCACGGGAGGUUUUGAAUUCGAGGUAUACGAGGAUGAAAAGAAGGUAUUGUUGUGUGGGUCGUUGGAGAGGAUGGAAGGAGAGUGGAGCAUGGAUUGUUAUAUAGCGGCAGCGGCUAUGGAGCCUGGGAAUUCGGCGUUUUUUCAGCCCAAGGUGGGGGUUUCGGCGCCAGGGAUUGAAGUUUAUAUAGCGGGGUGUUGUGCGGGUGUGCCUGUGAUAUUGACCAAGACGAUACUUGUGAGUCCUAGGAGGAAAGGAGGAUCGAGGCUUAGUGGGACGUUGGAUGCAAUUCCGGAGGAUGAGGAGAUUGGCAAAGGGAAUAAUAAGGAUGGCAAUGGAUUGAUUAGACACCGGAAAUUUCAGAUUACAGAAGCCGGAGCUGAAGAUUAUGACUCUGAUGGGAAACUUGGACACAGUUACUACUCUGAAGAAAUGUAUGCCAGUGAGGAUGGCCAACUUUCAUGGUUUAAUGCUGGUGUUAGAGUUGGUGUUGGAAUUGGCCUUGGGAUGUGUCUCGGGAUUGGAAUUGGAGUUGGACUGCUAAUGCGAUCAUAUCAAGCAACUACCAGGAAUUUUAGGAGGAAACUCAGAUCCUCUGCCGCAAUGCCUCACCGUAACAAUCCUACGCCUCUCCCUUUGGCCGUCUCCCUCAACUGCAUCGAAGAUUGCGUCCUCGAACAAGAAUCCUUAGCCGGCGUCGCACUCGUCGAGCACGUUCCUCUCAGUCGCUUAGGCGAGGGGAAGAUCGAGGCGGCCGCAGCCGUCCUCCUCCACUCCCUCGCCUACCUCCCUCGAGCUGCCCAGCGUCGACUCUGUCCUUACCAGCUCAUCCUCUGCCUCGGUUCCUCCGACCGCGCUGUCGACUCCGCCUUAGCCGCUGACCUCGGACUCCGUCUUGUCCAUGUUGAUGCCUCGCGAGCUGAGGAGAUCGCCGACACUGUCAUGGCGCUGUUUCUUGGCUUGCUCCGUCGCACGCACUUGCUCUCUCGCCACUCGCUUUCGGCUUCCGGCUGGCUCGGCUCGGUUCAGCCACUUUGUCGGGGAAUGAGGCGGUGUCGAGGACUAGUGUUGGGAAUUGUUGGUAGAUCUGCGUCGGCUCGGUCUCUGGCAUCCAGAAGCUUAGCUUUCAAAAUGAGUGUGCUUUAUUUCGAUGUUAUAGAGGAAAAUGGAAAAGUAAGUAGUUCCUCUAUAACUUUCCCAUCAGCUGCCCGUAGAAUGGAUACUCUUAAUGAUUUACUAGCUGCAAGUGACCUUAUAUCGCUUCAUUGUGCUUUAACGAACGAAACUGUUCAGAUUAUCAAUGCUGAAUGUUUGCAGCAUGUAAAACCUGGGGCUUUUCUUGUGAAUACGGGUAGCAGUCAGCUGUUGGAUGAUUGUGCAUUGAAGCAGCUUCUCAUUGAUGGUACCUUAGCUGGUUGUGCUUUGGAUGGAGCUGAAGGCCCACAGUGGAUGGAAGCGUGGGUGAAGGAGAUGCCCAAUGUAUUGAUACUUCCACGUAGUGCAGAUUAUAGUGAAGAAGUGUGGAUGGAGAUAAGGGAGAAGGCUAUCUCUAUGUUGCAGACAUACUUCUUUGAUGGGGUUAUUCCAAAGGAUGCCAUUUCUGACGGGGAUGAGGAAGAAAGUGAAAUAGUUGAUGAAAGAGGACAGUUUAGUAGACAAGACAAGGAAAGUGCUUUGCAGGGAUCUACUAGUGAACAAUUGACUGAUGAUAUUCAACCAAGUCCUGAAAGCUCCCUUAAGAAGGAUACCAAUCAAUCUAAGGAGUAUCCUAAUCAGAAUCAGGGUUCAGGUUUGUCUCAUAACACUGCCACUAAAUCAGACACAAGACGUGGCAGAUCAGGUAAAAAGGCCAAAAAGAGGCAUGCUCGUCAAAAAACCCUACAAAAACCAGAUGAACCCUUAAUAUUGGAGAAAGAAAGUACUUCGCAAAGAGAAGAUGACACUGCCAUGAGUGGCACGGAUCAAGCAUUAAGUUCUGGUUCUCGGUCUCCUGAAGACUCAAGAAGUAGGAAAACACCUAUAGAAUUAAUGCAAGGGUCAACUUCCGACCAGCUUCUUAAAGCUAGCAAGAAAGUAAGUGGACUAUCUGCUGAUACACUGAAGGAUGGAUAUGUUAUAGCUUUGUAUGCAAGAGAUCGCACUGCACUCCAUGUGUCCAGGCAAAGAGUUAAAGGCGGUGGUUGGUUCCUAGACACCAUGUCAAAUGUAACCAAAAGAGAUCCUGCAGCACAGUUCCUUGUUGUCUAUAGAAGCAAGGACACUAUUGGUCUGCGUUCCUUUGCUGCUGGUGGGAAGUUGUUGCAGAUUAAUAGAAGAAUGGAAUUUGUGUUUGCUAGUCACAGCUUUGAUGUUUGGGAGAGUUGGACAUUGCAAGGUCCUUUGGAGGAAUGUAGACUGGUCAACUGUAGAAAUCCUUCAGCCAUUUUGGAUGUACAUGUCGAGAUUCUGGCAGCUGUAGGGGAGGAUGAUGGCGUUACUCGCUGGCUGGAUUAGUUUGUGAGCAGAUUUAGGGGGCUAACUUUUUCUUGCCUACUUUGUUUUUUUCUUAACUCUUUCUGAGUUUGUAUUUGCCAAAACAUUCUGUAAAGCAUUCUUUUUACUCCUUGUUUUUUUUUUUUUUUUUUUUUUUUUGGGUUUUUGGAAGCAUCAUCAGGAUUGCACACCUUUUCUCUUGUGGCUUGUUGAGCCUAAUGAUGUAAUGAAUGUACUUUACGCGAGAGGUUUCCUUCUUUUUUACUCGA